AUGGUAUCGUCAACGGAUCUUCUCAUUUUAGGCUUGGGCGCUGUUCUGGCGGUCUUGUACCUUUACAAGGAUUCCAUCUUUGGUAGUUCGGACGCUUCUGCUAAACUUGCAAAUGGCUUAGCAAAUGGUUCAACUGGCGAAGAAGGAGGAAGUGAUUUCGUUUCAAAAUUGAAAAAUCAAAAUAAACGAAUUGCCAUCUUUUAUGGAUCUCAAACAGGUACAGCAGAAGAAUAUGCUGUAAAAAUUGCAAAAGAAGCAAAAGCUCGAUUCGGUACAUCAUCUUUAGUCUUGGAUCCGGAAGAAUAUGAAUGGGAAAAAUUGGACGCUUUACCCAAAGAUUCAGUCGCUAUUUUUGUCAUGGCAACUUACGGUGAAGGUGAACCAACAGAUAAUGCAGUCGGCUUGAUGGAAUUCUUGAAGGAAGACAGCAUCACAUUCUCACAAGGUGAACGAUUGGACAAUUUGAAUUAUGUCAUCUUUGGUCUCGGUAAUCGUACAUACGAACACUUCAACCAAGUUGCGCGCGAUUUAGACAAGAAAUUGCUCGACCUUGGUGCUCACAGAAUCGGUGAAAGAGGUGAAGGUGAUGAUGACAAGAGUAUGGAAGAAGACUACCUCUCUUGGAAAGAUGAUAUGUUUGAAAAGCUUGCAAAGGAGGCCAACUUUGAAGAAGGUGGCGGCGGUGAAGUUCAAGAUUUCCAAGUCACCGAAUUAUCAGAUCACAAAGAAGAAGCAAAGGUUUACAAGGGAGAAUUGAGCGCUCGUGCUUUGUUGGGUACAAAGGGUAUUCAUGAUGCAAAGAACCCAUACGCAGCUCCAGCUACUACUGCACGAGAACUGUUCGCUAUGGAUGGCGAACGUUCUUGUGUUCACAUGGAAUUCGACAUUGAAGGAAGCGGUAUUUCCUACCAACAUGGUGAUCACGUUGCCGUUUGGGCAAACAACCCAGAGAGUGAUGUUGACCGUAUGUUGGCAAUUCUCGGUCUUACUGAAAAACGCAAUACUGUCAUCAGUGUAGAAAGUUUGGAUCCUACUUUGGCAAAGGUACCUUUCCCUGUGCCUACAACAUACGAAGCCGUCUUCCGCCAUUACCUCGAUAUCUCUUCUCACGCUUCUCGUCAAUCGCUCGGUAGCUUGUCCAAAUAUGCCCCAUCUGAAGCAGCCGCCAAAGAAUUGGAAAAGAUUGGUUCAAGUCGUGAUUAUUUCAAUCAAAAAGUUGCUUCUCGUUGCCUAAAGACAGGUGAAGCUUUGCAACUUGUGGCCGGCGACGACCCAAAGGGCGAUUUGAGCAAGGCGACUGUUUGGAACAUUCCUUUCGAUCGUGUCAUCUCCAGCAUCCCGCGUCUCGGUCCACGUUACUAUUCGAUUUCCUCCAGUCCAAAAUUGCAUCCUAAAUCCAUUCAUGUUACCGCUGUCGUCUUGCGUUACUUACCAAAAGAAGGCCAAGAGCAUAUUUAUGGAUUGGCAACCAACUACUUGACCCAGGUCAAGGCUCAACUCAAUUCUGAACACCCUGACAAACGAUUCAACACGCCCAAAUAUGCCCUUGAAGGUCCUCGUGGAGCGUAUAACCGCGAAGGUGUCAUUCGUACACCUAUUCAUGUCAGAAGGAGUAACUUCCGUUUACCAACAUCCCCAAAGAUUCCAGUGAUCAUGGUGGGACCUGGAACGGGUGUUGCACCUUUUAGAUCUUUUGUGCAAGAGCGUGUUUCUGCAGCACAAAAGUCUAAAGAUAAAAAUGGUCCUCAAGCUUUGGCGGAUUGGGGACAAAUUUGGUUAUUCUAUACAUCUCGAAGACGUACGGAAGAUUUCUUGUAUGAAGAAGAAUGGCCAAGAUAUGCGGAAGAAUUGGGUGAUCGAUUCAAAAUGGUUACCGGUUUUAGUCGUGAACAAUUCAAAUCGGAUGGAAAGUCAAAGAAAUACGUUCAAGAUUACAUCUUGGAAAAUGGACAGGCAUUGGCAGAGGAUAUCUUGCAACGUAAAGCUUAUGUUUACGUUUGUGGUGCAACAGAUAUGAGUCAUGACGUCGAAAAAGCAUUUGUUCAAAUAUUGGCAAAAGCAAAAGGAUCAGAAGAAGAGGGUAAGAAAGAAGUUAAAACACUCAAAGAACGUUCUCGAUUCUUGCAAGAUGUGUGGAGUUAG
This is a messenger RNA of Meira miltonrushii, 2142 nucleotides long. RefSeq lists its product as uncharacterized. The record is from RefSeq and is a predicted model, not a curated record. NCBI's taxonomy places the organism in Eukaryota, Fungi, Basidiomycota, Exobasidiomycetes, Exobasidiales, Brachybasidiaceae. The coding region runs from base 1 to 2142 and encodes 713 amino acids. The transcript has 2 exons. Gene Ontology annotation, molecular function: flavin adenine dinucleotide binding; FMN binding; NADPH-hemoprotein reductase activity. Gene Ontology annotation, cellular component: cytosol.